Messenger RNA from Lates calcarifer (barramundi perch), 1770 nucleotides. Its product is annotated as SWI/SNF-related matrix-associated actin-dependent regulator of chromatin subfamily D member 2-like. Gene Ontology annotation, biological process: regulation of transcription by RNA polymerase II. Gene Ontology annotation, cellular component: SWI/SNF complex; nucleus. NCBI's taxonomy places the organism in Eukaryota, Metazoa, Chordata, Actinopteri, Centropomidae. The record is from RefSeq and is a predicted model, not a curated record.
GGAGGCCUCAGACGAGGGGCAAAACGACGCAAGAUGGCAGACAAGGUUCUCCCACAGAGGAUCAGAGACCUGGUCCCAGAAUCCCAGGCCUACAUGGACCUCUUGGCCUUUGAGAGGAAACUGGAUCAGACCAUCGCCCGAAAGCGUAUGGAGAUUCAGGAAGCCAUCAAGAAGCCCAUUAUGCAAAAACGCAAACUCAGGAUCUACAUUUCCAACACAUACACGCCCAGCAAGCCUGAGGGUGAGGAGGCAGAGAAGGUGUCGUCCUGGGAGCUGAGAGUGGAAGGCAAACUUCUGGAGGAACCCGGCAAGCAAAAGAGGAAGUUCUCAUCUUUCUUCAAGAGCCUGGUGAUUGAGCUAGAUAAGGAGCUCUAUGGACCUGACAACCACUUAGUAGAGUGGCAUAGAAUGCCCACCACCCAGGAGACAGAUGGUUUCCAGGUUAAAAGACCUGGCGAUGUGAAUGUUAAAUGCACUCUACUGCUCAUGCUCGACCACCAGCCCCCUCAGUACAAACUGGACCCACGGCUGGCUCGUCUGCUGGGUGUGCACACACAGACCAGGGCCAGCAUCAUGCAAGCUCUGCUCUAUAUCAAGAACAACAAGCUGCAGGAUAGUCAUGAGAAGGAGUACAUCAACUGCAACCGCUAUUUCAGACAAAUCUUUGGCUGUCCUCGCAUGAGGUUCUCUGAAAUUCCCAUGAAACUGGCGGGCCUGCUGCAGCACCCUGACCCCAUCAUUAUCAAUCACAUCAUUAGGUAAGGGGGUUGUGGACCCACGGAUCAGAAGAAGACUGCUUGUUAUGACAUUGAUGUGGAGGUUGAUGAUCCACUGAAGGGACAGAUGAACAGUUUUUUGUCCUCUACAACUAACCAACAGGAGAUUGCUGCUCUGGAGAUGAAGAUCCAUGAGACGAUUGAGUACAUUAACCAGCUGAAGACUGAGAGAGACUUUAUGCUGAGCUUCAGCAAUAAUCCACAGGAUUUCAUCCAGGACUGGCUCAAGUCUCAGAGCAGAGAUCUGAAGUUGAUGACAGAUGUGACAGGAAACCCAGAGGAGGAAAGGAGGACUGAGUUCUACCAGGCACCCUGGGUACCAGAGGCAGUGGGCAGAUACAUUUACUCCAAAGUGCAACAGAGAAGACAAGAGUUGGAGCAGGUGUUGGGUAUCCGACUCACCUAAAUACAUAUUCCAGAGGAGUCACAGCCAACUUUGGUUUACACUUCAGAUGAUAACGUCUUCUCAAUUGAAAUUGGAAUUAGCUUGGAAAGACACAAGCUGAUGUUGCAGCUUAAGUGUUCACAAAGCCAUCCUCACUGAUGUGAUAUGAGAUACCAGCUUCUAAGUGGGAUACACAUCUUUGUUGUUCCCAUAGAUAAUAAUUUUAACACAGGCAGAGUUUAUGGGACCAAAGAGGUUAUUUACAUGUCCUUAACAAUAUGUUUGCCUUGCAUUGUCAUGUCAUUUUGAGCCUGUUCAAUAAUCUUUGCGUUGUUCUGCAGUAUGUUUUGCUUAUGGUACAAUAUGCUUAAAACAUUGUAAGCAUUGGUGCUGUUUAGGUGUUUUUCACCAUCAUGUUGUGUGCUAUUUUGAAUGGGGUUCUGUUUACCUUCACAUUUUAAAGCCAUAAAGUUUAGAUAGGAACAAUACCUGGUGUCUAGUAACGUCUCAAUAAACAAGAAUCGGGAGGCAUUGUAGAAUUAAGCAUUUCAUUCCAAAAUAUGUAUGUAUGUAUGUUCACAAGUACAUUUAGAUUUUUUUUUUUUUUUU